AUGGCGCCAAAUGGCACGGGUCGCAAGGCACCGGCCCCAGGCAAGCCAAAGACGUUCAAGUUUGCGUCGCGCUCUCGUGUCGACGACGCUCUAGGCUCCGAUGCCAAAAAGCAGUCGCUCAAGCUCAAGGAUGAGGUCGUCAAGAGGUUGCCCAAGGCAUCGAAGCCGGGCAACUGGGACUCGGACGUCGUAGGAGGUGAGUCCCUCCAGGCAGCGCUCUGUAUACUUGAGCUGACGUUGCGCCACAUCANNGGCAUAGACAAAGACACGAGUGGAGUUGUCAAUCGCGUGCCCAUGGAUGUCGCUAGGGCCUUCGUCACAGGCCAUCCUAUGCAGGAUGUUGCAGACAUUGUGCGCUGCAACCAUUGCAAACGCCCGGUACUCCGACACAAAGCCAAAGCACACAUAGAAGAGUGCAUACAAAAGAAACAGGAAAAGCAGCGCAAGAAGAAGGAAGCCAAGGACGCCCGCGACGCCGCCGCGCGCAGAGCCGAACGAGAGAACGCCGACAGUGAAUCCGAAGACGAAGACAUCACCAUGGCUUCCAAGACGGCCGGCAAGACCGACGGCACCUCUGGCAAGAAGCGCAAGGCCGAGGACACGACCGAAGGCGCAAAGAAGAAGAAAAAGAAGGAUGAGCCAAAGGCCAAGGCUCCUCGUCCAAAGGCUCCAGUCGAUGUCGAGAAGCAGUGUGGUGUUCCUCUCGCCAAUGGCGCUCAGUGUGCGCGCAGUCUGACGUGCAAGAGCCAUAGCAUGGGUGCAAAGCGCGCCGUGCCAGGCAGAAGCGCUCCUUACGACAAGCUGCUGGCCGAGUACCAGCGCAAGAACCAGGCCAAGCUGCAGAGUACAANNCAAGCUCUCGAAGCCCAGCAACCAUUCCAAGACGACGAGUUCGCCCAUGCCGGUCCCAUCGACUCGGACGAAGAAAAAGACCUUGUCCUUGCCGCCAUCGCUCGUUCACAGCCACGCCCGCUCUGGCAGGCUCAGCCCGUUCCCCUCAAACGCAAAUACCAAUAUGUACGCCUCAGGGAGAUGAUGAGUAGCGCGUUGGGCGGAAAGGGGCAUGGUCUCUUCCGUACCGGCCCUCCACCCGACGAGUACCACAACAAUCUCAUGAACGGCUUGGAUGCUAUGAAUGCGACCCCAGACAACAGCGACAGAAGAAUGAGCGGCGUGCAACGAACAAUGGCAGGAACACACUCCCGCAAGACGAGUGGCGUUCUCUGA
Messenger RNA from Aureobasidium uvarum, 1227 nucleotides. The record is from the annotation of a GenBank genome assembly. Lineage: Eukaryota; Fungi; Ascomycota; Dothideomycetes; Dothideales; Saccotheciaceae.